This is a messenger RNA of Hyaloscypha bicolor E, 1695 nucleotides long. RefSeq lists its product as uncharacterized. The transcript has 3 exons. Gene Ontology annotation, biological process: regulation of transcription by RNA polymerase II. The coding region runs from base 1 to 1695 and encodes 564 amino acids. Gene Ontology annotation, molecular function: chromatin insulator sequence binding. Gene Ontology annotation, cellular component: chromosome. Lineage: Eukaryota; Fungi; Ascomycota; Leotiomycetes; Helotiales; Hyaloscyphaceae. The record is from RefSeq and is a predicted model, not a curated record.
AUGUUGCGGAAUAUCCUAGAUGACAGCCCCGACAGAGACGCAACAGAUGGGCCUAGUGUCAAUCGAGCCCCUCAAAGCUUGUCCUGCCCCGAUUGCGCACUAACCAAUUUUCCCAAUCUCUCAAAGCUCAACAAGCAUCGGAAUACACACGAAAGACCAUACGAAUGUCUGGCAAAAGAUUGCUUCGAGCGCUUCGCUCAACGCCAGGCGCUCACCCGGCACACCGAGACUAAACACGGCGACGCGAGAAAUCCUACGAAAUUCUAUCACUGCACCGUCGACGGCUGCAAAUAUUCGAGCUCGGGGCGAUGGCGGAAAAGAUUUACGAGGCCUGAUCAGGUGAAGGAGCAUAUAAAAGACUACGGGCACUACGGCCCGCACUCCGCGAGCGAUCGCCCACGGCGGCCGGGAAAGCGAAUUUUGACGACCGAAGCGAUUACGGCUCGUUUUGAAGAGUGGAGUGUGGAUGAGAAUGGAGACUCGCAGCCUCGACGGACGGUGCGGAGUUUUGAGUAUAACUCGUUUAAGACCAGGUUGUGGCAUCCGGAUGUUGCAGCGGAGAUAUUUCUCAAGGGAGAUGAUGCAGGAGGAGGAGAUGGGCACGUCUGCUCUGUGGAAGGUUGCUACUACCUUGGGAGGGGACGACCUGAAGGUUGUGAGAGAGUGGUGUUUAAGACGCUGAAGGCGUUGCUGGAGCACCAUCGAAGGGCUCAUGAAUCGGGCUUAGGUCCUUCCCUUGCGAUGCAAGUGAGGGAAAAGGAAAGAGGGAGUGCUCUUAGCUCGACUUCAUCAGAUUCUUACUCCUCCAGAACGCUAUCUGUCAAUUCAGACUCGCCGUAUGGCCAGCUGGAGGAUCUCCUGGGUUUGGGUUUCGGUACGGAAGAUCCGAAAGUAUGGAACGAAAACUUCGCUCCAGCUCCUUCAAGCUUCUGUAAGGCGAGUGAAGGUAUCGAAUGCUACUGUCAGUCUUGCUGUCAGCGCGAGAUGGCCGUUCCGCUGCGUUCGGAAUUUGUGGUCCCCCAGCUCCCAGGAGAGUCUUCCUACAUGCACUUCACGACUCUACAUAGCUCAUCGAGCUUGCACGAUAUACAAUGCCAAGUAUCGGAGCCCACUACAGAUACCGAAGACUAUCGAUUCAGCCUCCCUUCCAGCCACUCCGCAUCUCUAUUCCGACAUGACUCACUGAAUUCUCGCUCAAAACCCCGAGUCCCUUGCGAUUUCCCCUCCUGCAAAUCAACUUUCCUUCGCAAAUACGAAAAGCAACGACAUGUUAAAAGCGUGCACAGCUCCGCAACACCAUACAGCUGCCACCUCUGCGACAGCAAAUUCCGACGACAAGACAAACUCACCUCUCACGUGCAAAGUAAACACCCCGCCCACCCAACCGCGGAGUCGGAAACAAAGUCUAUGAUCAGUGGUUCCUCGGAGUUUCCGAGCUAUAGCGCUUUGUCGGUGCCGAGUUUCCUAUCAGGGAGAGAUGUGGUGCCUAGUGAUACCUUGGUUAGAGCGAAUUCUGGCUCGGAGAGGUGGAUGAGCGGAAUUGGCGAUGUGUUUGCAGAACGACACUCGGUGGUUGGACAGCGAAAUAGCUGGUUUGGGGGGAUGGGUUGGCGGCCUGAUAGUCCAAAACUGAUACCAGCGGGGACUAGCGAGUCGCCAAUUUGUCUCGACGAAACACCACCAAGUUUUAUUUAG